Messenger RNA from Bombyx mandarina (wild silkworm), 840 nucleotides. Its product is annotated as very long chain fatty acid elongase 4. NCBI's taxonomy places the organism in Eukaryota, Metazoa, Arthropoda, Insecta, Lepidoptera, Bombycidae. Gene Ontology annotation, molecular function: fatty acid elongase activity. Gene Ontology annotation, biological process: fatty acid elongation, monounsaturated fatty acid; very long-chain fatty acid biosynthetic process; fatty acid elongation, saturated fatty acid. The record is from RefSeq and is a predicted model, not a curated record. Gene Ontology annotation, cellular component: endoplasmic reticulum membrane.
AUGGACGGCACUAUGUUCGGAACAAAAUCGAAUUAUUGGGAUUUAAAUAAGAGCAAAUUUGCAGUUAUUGAUCAGCUACCACUGAUGGGGUCAGUGAGCCCUGUUCUCACGGUCUUGGCGAUUUACUUAAUUUUCGUUAUUAAAAUAGGCCCGGCAUAUAUGAGAAAACGAGAAGCGUACAAAUUAACAUUCGUACUAUUAGCAUACAAUGCCGUACAAGUUGCUAUAUCCGGGUAUUUGGUUGCGAGGUUCUUUCUAGAUUUACGAAGGAUGGGUUUGGUUCCGAGUAAAUGUUAUUUAAAUGAAGAAAAUUCGAGAAAUCAGAUCAUAUUCGGAACAUAUCUGUAUCUAACAGCCAAAUUCUCUGAGCUACUGGACACGGUUUUCUUCGUUUUGCGAAAGAAAUAUAGCCAGAUCACGUUCUUGCAUUUGUAUCAUCACACCGUGAUGGUUAUCGCGACAUGGGCAAUGCUGAAGUACUGGCCAUCACACACGCUCAUCUACAUCGGCUUCAUAAAUUCUUUGGUACAUGUCUUCAUGUAUUCAUACUAUGGCCUGGCAGCGCUCGGUCCGGGCGUAGCAAAAUAUUUGACGUGGAAGAAAUAUAUGACUAAAUUUCAAAUAAUACAAUUCAUCUCAAUAAUCCUUCAAUACGUGGCUGCUGUCAAGAUAUCGGAGUGUCCACCAUCAAAAGGCGUUGCUCUCUUUGUCUUUUGCAACACGGCUUUCAUCCUGAUGCUUUUCCUCAAUUUCUACUUGAAAAGUUACAGUGCAAAUAAGACAAAGAAGGCUGCAGAAGAAGUCGUUAAUAAUGCUUGCUUCGUCGAAAAAUAUGAUUAA